This is a messenger RNA of Pochonia chlamydosporia 170, 528 nucleotides long. RefSeq lists its product as hypothetical. Lineage: Eukaryota; Fungi; Ascomycota; Sordariomycetes; Hypocreales; Clavicipitaceae. Bases 1 to 528 code for a protein of 175 amino acids. The transcript is spliced from 2 exons. The record is from RefSeq and is a predicted model, not a curated record.
AUGCGUGCCACCUAUAUCCUCGGAGCUCUGCUCUCAACCACCCUCGGCUUGGCUGCCCCCAUCGAGGACACCAACUUCAACGAGACAUUAGAGUCAACCGAGUUCGACACCCGAAACGACCAGAAAACUAUAUGCCUCUCGCAAGAUCCCAAGGGCGACAAUGGAAUCGUACCCACCGGCUCAGCCCUCUACUACAACAUCUACAUCAAGGGCCAGGACCUCAUGCAGAAGGACGACCACUGCACCAACUCCGCUCUGAAGAUGCGCAUCAAGCAGCAGUCCGCGUGCAAGGCCCUCACGAACUGGAAGUGCAAGUACAACCCCAAGACGAAGGAGACGUACGCCACCUUCUUUGAGGACAUCUUCUGUGGUGCGAAGCAGAUGGUUACUGCGGUGGAGGCUUCCACCGACCCCAAGAUUAAGACGUCUUGUAUUCAUGUGAAGGAGAAGAAUGCUGGGUUGGGUGAAGGGGUAGAUGCUGCUGUUGCGGGUAUAUUUAAUGCGCUGGGUGGGGCAAUCACUAGAUAG